Messenger RNA from Drosophila simulans, 1174 nucleotides. Its product is annotated as lysozyme. The transcript is spliced from 3 exons. The coding region runs from base 35 to 493 and encodes 152 amino acids. The record is from RefSeq and is a predicted model, not a curated record. Lineage: Eukaryota; Metazoa; Arthropoda; Insecta; Diptera; Drosophilidae.
AGGUGGCAUCGCCAUCACAUCAGGCAGUCGCAAUAUGAGAGCUGCGCCGUUCGGAUCGUGGUACUGGCUGGGAUUGGGAUUGGGCCUGCUUCUGGCCAUCGAGUCCGGCGUGGUUUCCGCCAAGCGUUUCCUCCGCUGUGAACUGGCCCGCAAGCUGCUCGACCAGCAUGGCUUCGAACGCAGUCUGCUCUCGAAUUGGAUUUGUUUGCUAGAGCACGAGAGCGAUCUGGAUACCGGCAGGAUAACCAACAAUCCGAAUGGAUCUCGCAACUACGGGCUGUUCCAGAUCAAUGGCAGGUUUUGUCAGGAGGGAAGGCGUGGCGGCAUCUGCAAUGCCAAGUGCGAAGAUUUUCUAGACGAAAAUCUAAGGGAGUCGGUCACUUGCGCCAAGCGCAUCCAAACCUCGGAUGGUUUUCGUCACUGGGCAGGAUGGCAGCGAUAUUGCCGAAACGCCCAGAAUCUGCCUAAUCUUAAGGUCAUCUGUGGGAUCUAGAAGUAAUUAAUUUUAUGAUUUCAAUUUGUUAUGAAUGUUAUAACAAAUAAAUGUUAUAUAAUACGCCUUAAAAUAAUUUUAAAAGACUAAAUAGUUUCAAUGCUUAAGAGAGCUCUGCUGCCAAAAUUAAAAUUUUUAUAUUAAACUCUGAUAAAUUCGCGUGUCAAUGUGGGACAAAACACGAUACAGUCGGUUGUUCCGAACCCAAAUCGGUUUUGAAAUGUGGUGAGUUGGAGUCCAACAAAGCUUACGAUCAGUUUAAAACUAUAACACUCUGGCAACCCUACUCGCUCUCUAUAUCUCUCCGAGAUUCGUUCAUUAUCAGGUGAACGAAAGCUUUAAGCUUUGCCGCAAAAACUUUGUGUAGCAAUGGGGCGCACUCACUAUCUCGCUUACGUGGGGCUUUCAUUUGGCGACAUCGGCCGAACAAAUCGGAGCGUUUUUUCGCAACGUGUUCACAAGAUAUCAAAAGUCAUUAAGAAUUAAGAAAAUAUGAAAAGUCAAGAAAAGAAAAGUAUAUUCCAGUGCCCAGUGCCAGAGAUUCGCUCUCUUACAAAAGAAUCGCAUUUCAUAUAUAUUUAUAUAUAUAUAUAUAUCCUAAACACUCCUAAUAUGGAAAGAUAUUGUGCCUUAUUCCGAUCUCCUUACAUAAGUUGCCCAUACCCCCGACCAAUAUACUAU